This is a messenger RNA of Myotis myotis, 3676 nucleotides long. It is a transcript of the gene BRAT1, whose product is annotated as BRCA1 associated ATM activator 1. The transcript is spliced from 14 exons. NCBI's taxonomy places the organism in Eukaryota, Metazoa, Chordata, Mammalia, Chiroptera, Vespertilionidae. Bases 369 to 2843 code for a protein of 824 amino acids. Gene Ontology annotation, biological process: DNA damage response; cell population proliferation; positive regulation of protein phosphorylation. Gene Ontology annotation, cellular component: nucleus. The record is from RefSeq and is a predicted model, not a curated record.
GAGGGCGGGGCCUCGGCGGCGGACGGACCGGAGUGGAUGAGCUGCGUGCGGAAGGGUCCCCGUGUCUGUGCAGGUCGGCGGGAUCGGGACCUCGGGCGAAGGCCCGCGUUUACACGAGGGCCCCCACCCCCACCCCCGGCCUCGCCCAGGCCCCACACGCAGGUGCACACCCGGCUCGAGAGGGACGGGCAGUGUGGACACACACCGCUGGCCGCAGUGUUCCCGGACUCAGACGCGCUGACCCCGGGCUGAGCCGCACUUGUGCACAUAGCUGCCCCGGAAGGGGCGGGACUAUCGCAGGUGCACACCCGGCUCGUACCCGCACCCCAUCUCUGGCCCGCCUGCAGCCUAGGACCCCCGGCCUCGUCAUGGACCCCGAGUGCGCCCAGCUGCUCCCGGCUCUCUGUGCGGCCCUGACAGACCCCAGGCAGCCCGUGGCAGAUGACACCUGCUUGGAGAAGUUGCUGGACUGGUUUAAAACCCUAACUGAAGCAGGGUCCAGCCUGCAGCUGCUGCAGGACAGCCCCUGCCUGGUGGAGCUGCUGCUGCAGGUGCCGAAGGCCCCGGGCCUGAGUCCCCGUGUCCUCGCCUUCUCGCUCCGCCUGGCGGGCCUGCUCGCCGCCCAGGAGGACUGCUUCCAGUUCCUGCAGCAGGGGGAGUUGCUGCCUGGGCUCUUCGGGGAGGCGGGCCCCCUCGGCGGAGCGGCCUGGACGGCGCCCACUGUGCGCAGCGGCUGGAUCCAGGGCCUGCGCUCGCUGGCCCAGCACCCCAGCGCCCUGCACUUCCUGGCCGACCUCGGUGCCCUGGACACCGUGGUCUCCCUGCAGGGAGACUCCAGCCUGUUCGUGGCUUCGGCGGCUGGGCAGCUCCUGGCGCACCUCCUGGGCCUGUCUCUGCGGGGCCAGGCCGAGGGCUCCCCCGGCCCCCAGGUGUGCGACUGGCCGGCCAGUGCCCAGAGGAUCGUGGGCCACAUCGAGGAGUCCCUGUGCUCCCCCGCUGCCCCGCGGGUCACGCAGGCCCUCAACGUCCUGACCACCACGUUCGGGCACUGCCACCAGCUGUGGGCGCAGGUGCUCUGGGCGCGGCUGAGUCCCCUGGCGGCCUGUCUGCUCGAGAAGGACCCUGUGCCAGCCGCACACUCGCUGGUGGACCUCCUCCUCAGCGCCGCCCGGUCCCCUGCGCUGAGCUCCGACCGCAGCCGGUGGGAGACGGUGGCGCAGGCUCUGGGCCGCCUGAGCCCGGCACACGCAGGGCCCCUGGCUCUGGGGCUCCUGACGCUGCAGGACUGUCCCCAGGCCCUGAGCGCCCAGGCCUUCACCGUCCUCCUCCAGCCCCUGGCCUGCGUCCUGAAGGCUGCCACGCAGGCCCCCGGGCCCCCAGGCUUGCCGGCCGGGCCCGAGGGUGACCCGGCGGUGGCAGAUGCGCUCCUGUCCUCCCGGUCGGCCUGUGUGGGCCUCCUGUGCCAGACCCUGGCCCACCUGGAGCUGCUGCAGCCCCUGCCCCAGCGCCCCGCGCCCUGGCCCCAGGCGCCCCUGCUGGGGGCCGCGGUGACGGUCCUGCGGUUCUGCAAUGGCUCAGCGGUGCCCGCCUCCGGCUCGGACGUGGGGGGCCGCCUCUGUGCCAUCCUGGCCGGCUGCGUCCGCGUCCAGCGAGCGGCCCUCGGCUUCCUGGGGGCGCUGUCUGCGGACACAGGGCCCCCCGAGCUGGUGACGCAGGUGUUUGCCGUCCUCCUGGAUUACCUCCAGAGCCCCGACUCCAGCCCCACGGUUCUGAAGAAGGCCUUCCAGGCCACACUGCGGUGGCUCCUGAGCGCCCGCACGCCCCCGGGCUGCUGCGACCUGGACCCCCCCACCCAGCUGCUCCUCAGAGAGCUUCUCCCUGUGCUGCAGAGGCGCCUGUGCAGCCCCUGCUGGGAGGUGAGGGACUCGGGCCUUGAGUUCCUGACCCAGGUGGUCGGAUGCUGGGCAGGACAGGCCGGCUUCAGGCACGCGCUCCUGGCGUCCGAGGUGCCCCAGCUCGCGCAGCAGCUCCUGCAGGACCCCGAGAGCUACGUCCGAGCCAGUGCAGUGACCGCCGUGGGGCAGCUCUCCAGCCGAGGGCUGCCCGCCACCCCCGCCGGCCCUGAGCACCCGGGAGGCCCGCAGAAGAGCCUGCUUCCGGAGCUGCUGCACGUGCUGGCCGCGGACUCGGAGGGCUUCCCCCGCAGGGCGGCCAUGCAGGUCUUCACCCAGUGGCUGCGGGACGGCCACGCCGAGGUGGCUGAGGACACGGAGCGCUUUGUGGCCCGGGUGCUCCAGGCGGCCAGCCGGGACCUGGACUGGGAGGUCCGGGCCCAGGGCCUGGAGCUGGCGCGGGUGUUCCUGGAGCAGACGCUGGGCCAGCCCGGCUCCCGCUGUCCCUAUGCCGUGGCCGCCCCGGAGGCCGCCGCCCCUGGCCGUGUGGCCCAGGCCCUGCGGGCCGCCUGCCGCGUGCAGCUCGUCGAGUUCGCCUUCCGCGCCCUGUUUGACUAUGACCGGCCCGUGGCCCAGAAGUCCUGUGACCUCCUCCUCUUCCUGCGGGACCAGGCUGCCCCCUGGGACAGCCUGCAGGAGGCGAGGGGCAGCCCCGACGUGGCCUCCGUGGAGGCCGCCCUGCGGAGGUGGCGGGCGGGCGAGCAGGGCCAGCCCCUGGGGCCCCUGGAGCCUGAGGCCGUGCUGGCCGUGCUGCGGUCCAUGGACCUGGAGGGCCUCCGGGGGGCACUGGCCGAGAGCAGUGACCACGUGGAGAGGAACCCCCAGUCGCUCCUGCAGGACAUGCUGGCCACCGUGGGCAUCCUGGGCGACAACGAGGCCGACUGCUACUGAGCCGUCCGCAGCAACCUCCCUGCCCCCCAGCGACCUCCCUGCCCUGUCCCUCUGCUGCUGGGCCCUGUCCCUCCCUCAGCCCGGGCCCAGCUCGGCCGGCUGCACAGGGACCCUCGGGAGCCAGGCCUGGGAAGACCAGCGGGCCAGUCACGUGUUUGGAAGUGUUAUUAAAUGGCUUAUUUUCUACUAAAAAUCAGUACCGGUGGCAGGCCGCUGAGUCAGUGCCCUGUCUGACGCCGGCCAGGUGAGGCUUCGAGGAGGGACGAGGAGGGACCUCCUGUGGCAGCCUCCUCCCUCUGGCCUGCGGGUGUGCCCUUGGGCCCCGGGGCCUCUGGGAUAACCAAGGGUCAGAGCAUGCAGCGCGGCCUGGACACGGCCUGGUGUUGGGCCCUGGCUCCUCAUGAUAGUGGCCCCGGUCCAACCACGGCCGGGCUUCAGCCUCCACCCCCAGGAUCGCCCUGAGCGUGUAGAGACUCGGCUCACCGCCUCCCCCGGGCAGGUGGCGCUGCCGUGGUCACGUCUGGGGAGCUGAGGUCCAGGCUGGCCGAGCAGGUGCCUUUCGGAACCGGGCAGGCCCGGCUGCCCUUCCCUCCCAGCGUGAGCACCCAGUGCUCAGGCAGGAUCAGAGGAGAAGGGUCCGGAGACACUCGGAGAUGACUGGACCCGGAGGAAACACCGUGACGGGGACGCAGCAGGAGGGUGCGUGGGGGCUCAGCCUCGCGUGCUCACGCUGGGGACAUCCACAGGUCAGCGACCUUCCACCUUCGGAAAACCGGGAAACGACCAAAUGUAGAGGAAAAGAAAUAAUAAAAGAGCAGAAGUCAAACUGGAAA